Molecule: messenger RNA, 1719 nt
Organism: Capsella rubella
Lineage: Eukaryota; Viridiplantae; Streptophyta; Magnoliopsida; Brassicales; Brassicaceae
Product: probable thylakoidal processing peptidase 2, chloroplastic
Exons: 6
Coding region: 282-1379 (365 amino acids)
Biological process (GO): thylakoid membrane organization
Cellular component (GO): chloroplast thylakoid membrane
Molecular function (GO): serine-type endopeptidase activity
Source: RefSeq, a predicted model, not a curated record
AAACAAGACUCUCUCUGCGUUCGACCAAAACCAUCCCCUUCUCCUCUGGGAGAUCCCAUCUCCGUAUUACUCUCCUUCUUCUUCGCGCCUCGAAUACGCCGCCGGCGUAUGAUCUCCGGUUUUCUUUCCGGCAGAUCGACUCUUCCCAAUUCCCCGAUCCAUUUUUUUCCGGUAUCGAUUCCCUCAUUCUUUCUAGGUCUUCCCCUUAGAAAUAACCUCUUGUCGCUCCCCGAACCUCCAUUUAACCUCACCUCGUCCAAUUCUUCUUCGAAUCUGCAUUUAUGGCGAUUAGGGUUACCUUCACCUACUCCAGCUAUGUCGCUAGGAGCAUCGCUUCAUCCGCCGGGACUCGUGUUGGCACCGGCGACGUUCGAUCAUGCUUCGAAUCAUGGGUUCGUCCCAGGUUCUGCGGUCACAGUCAGAUACCCGAUAUUGAUAAAGCUCCUGGAUCCAACUCAUGGGGUCCCAGCUCAAGCCCUCGUGCCCGACCAGCUUCUAUGUACAGCACCAUUGCCAGGGAAAUCCUCGAAGAAGGAAGCAAGAGUCCGCUUGUGUUGGGGAUGAUCUCCAUCAUGAGGUUGACAGGAGCUCCGGAGCUUCCGGGUAUGAACGUUUUCGGGAUUUCUCCCUUUAAGACCUCUUCUGUUAUCCCGUUCCUUAGGGGUUCCAAGUGGAUGCCGUGUAGUAUUCCGGCGACGUUAUCAACGGACGUUACUGACGUUGAUACGGUAGGAAAGGUGUGUGAUGCUAAAGUGAAAUUGGAGUUGAAUGAUAAUGUCUCGAGUGGUGGAAACGGUUGGGUUAAUAAGCUUUUGAAUAUCUGCUCGGAGGAUGCUAAGGCAGCUUUCACGGCGGUUACUGUUUCUAUCCUUUUCCGAUCGGCCUUGGCCGAGCCUAAGUCUAUUCCUUCAACAUCUAUGUACCCUACUCUUGAUGUGGGUGAUCGUGUUAUGGCUGAGAAGGUCUCAUACUUUUUCAGAAAACCAGAGGUUUCAGAUAUAGUUAUCUUCAAGGCUCCUCCUAUUUUACUGGAACAUGGUUACAGUUGUACUGAUGUUUUCAUAAAGAGGAUAGUUGCUAGCGAAGGUGACUGGGUUGAAGUUUGCGAUGGAAAGCUCUUAGUAAAUGACACUGUUCAAGUAGAGGAUUUUGUCUUAGAGCCAAUUAACUAUGAAAUGGAACCCAUGUUCGUCCCUGAAGGUUAUGUCUUUGUCCUAGGAGACAACCGCAACAAAAGUUUUGACUCUCAUAACUGGGGUCCACUUCCAAUAAAGAACAUCAUAGGGAGAUCUGUGUUUCGAUAUUGGCCACCGAGCAAAGUGUCAGAUAUAAUACACCAUGACCAAGUUAUCCAAAAGAGAGCUGUUGAUGUUUCAUGAGCAAUGCAGAUGGUUCUUAGGAUUAAGGCAUAAAAUUUGAAUAGAUGAGCCGAGCCAACCAUUUUGGCGUUCGAAGGCAACAAAGCAAUUUUUUCUUCCUGUCUACUUCUUCUAUAGAAGGCAUGGAAUGCAAUGGGAAAUCCAAAUGAAGAAAACAAGAAAAUUGUUAUUUUUGCUUUGACUUUUGUUGUGAUGAAACCUAAAUGCAACCAGUGUAAUUUGCAUUCGCUGUCAAUCAUAAGGGCAAACUAUUUUUUGAGUAUUUUAUCCUCUGUAAACGUUCUGUACCCAAAGCUCUGUAGUGUAGUGUAAGAAGUGUCAAUUUCUUUGUUACCGAUGA